AUGACUCUCUCCACGUCGACAGUUUCGCACUCCGUAUUUAAUUCUGAGCCCCGAGAGCACUCGACGUUCGACUCCCUCAGAUUGCGAGUCCUUGAGCGAGCCCUGUACUUUCAUCGCUUAAUAGCGUCUCCCGAACCUCUGCUGGAUGACUUCCUGCGACGCCGCAUGAUCCCGUCACCGUUCCCCCGCCACCGUUAUUUACAUCUCCACAUUCAGUUUCGACCGUUUCCCCUAUCCUGUCUUCUACUGGGAGUGCUCGAGACGGCUGUUCGUCCUACUCGUCCAUCCAAUAUCCCAGUAAACAAUAACUCUGCCAAUCUGGCUGUUUUUCUGGAGCGGAAGUGA
Monascus purpureus is the source of this 345-nucleotide messenger RNA. The record is from the annotation of a GenBank genome assembly. NCBI's taxonomy places the organism in Eukaryota, Fungi, Ascomycota, Eurotiomycetes, Eurotiales, Aspergillaceae.